Molecule: messenger RNA, 2003 nt
Organism: Geodia barretti
Lineage: Eukaryota; Metazoa; Porifera; Demospongiae; Tetractinellida; Geodiidae
Source: the annotation of a GenBank genome assembly
GGUUACAGCUAAAAAAGCAACUGACAGUUUAAGCAAAACACUUCGAGUGUCUUCUAGUUUGUAUCAUGGCAAGCCCAAAGCAGCCAUCAGAUACCGAGGAAGCUCUACCCAAAGAAAUGGCUGAGAUGCUUUUAGAUGAUCGUGAUCUUUCAACUGUCAUGGAACAAAUGUGGGAAGCCAGAGAAAAGUGGUAUAACAUCGGUUUGAAUUUCAAGAUGCCGCAUUCCCAGCUGGAUGUCAUUAAAAGUGACGCUAAAAAGAUAGAUGAAAUGUUCACAGAGAUGAUAAAGCAGUGGUUACAAGCGGGGGACUGUUGCAACUGGAAAACGGUCUAUGAUGCGCUAAAAAGUCCAAUUGUUGGGAAAGUGUCUACUGCAGACAAGAUCCUGAAUUGGUUGAUAAAAGGUCAGCAAAUAAUCCAAUUAUGUAUUUUUAUGUAUCGAUUUUUCUAAUGCAGGGUCACAGGAUAGUGCAACAAUUACUGUUAGAAAUGGUCCAGAAUGUCCCUCAGUCAUCUAUGGGGCUACAGCUGCAACGAAAGAUUGUGCCUAUUUUGCAAGUGGUUUUAAAGUCCAUGAAUUUGAUUUGACAUCGAAAGUAUUGGAGUGAAUUUGAAUGCCCCCAGGAGUCGGCUGGACUUGCUGCAGUAGAAAAUGAACUGUUCUUGGUUGGGGGGUUGGACACAUCGGGAGUUCCUACAAAUAAAGUUGCAUGUUUCUCGCUUGAAAAGAAGACAUGGGAAGAAAAAUUUCCCCCCAUGAGCACCCCUCGAGCUAAUCCACAAGUUGUUGUUGCUGGAAAAUAUCUGAUUGCAUUAGGUGGGAGCGUUGACAAAGAAGGACCUGCAACACGCUCUGUAGAAGUUUUGAAUCGUGAAAAGCGAUGCUGGUAUACCAAUGAUAACAUUAGCCUACCAGAAGAGCUUAAAUAUAUGAAGUGGUUGUCUGCAUGCAUUUGUGACAAAGAUAUUUAUGUUGCCGCAAGGCACGUUGAUCCCGAUUUUUAUAACACAAUGUCAAAGUUUGUUGAUAAUGAAGAUGAUAUCAAUAUGGAGCAUACAGAUGAAGAGAGGCACUUUUACCAUCUUGAUCCUGAGCCAUACCCAUGCUAUUCCCUCUUUCGCUGCCCUGUGGGGGUUUUAAUAGAAGCUGCAGAGGAGGCAAAGAGUGAAAGUAAAAAGAACCUUUGGCAGAGAAUAGAACACCCUCAUCCUUCGGUUUAUGAAAAUGGCGACGAACAAUUAAGCGAACACAAUGAUCACAUAUUUAAUAGUCUGCAAUUUCCAGAAGAAGCUGACCCACAAGAAGAAUUGGACGAUUUGCGAACUGAUUACAACUGCUACGGAGUCUGUCGCUUUACACUUUGUUGCAUCAAUGAUAGUCUUAUUGCUGUUGGGUGCAAACACGUGGAGUCAAUUUCCCACGAAAAUCUGAAUGACACACUUUUUGACGCAUAUCGAUCCUAUAGAGAGGUUCAAGAAGAACUAUUUCAACCUUUCAUUGGUGGAGGGGAUGCCAAUACACAAGUGUAUGUUGACUAUGAAACAAUAGAUGAAAAAUGCCACAUCUACGUUUACAAUACUGAAGAUUCUUGGAAGCGUGUAAAAAGCACCCCUCGCAAUGGAACAAGUGACAAGCAACCUUCUGUAGCCGUCAUUGAUAACAAACUAGUCGUAGUGCGUAACUCUAAAACUGUGCAUGUUGUUACUUUUGCCUAAGUGCUUUGUAUACCCCAAACGUUCAGCUUUUAGUCACGUUGUAUUCCACUUAUACCCAGCACAUCUCUUAAAAAGACGGUCUUUAAUAAUUUCUCGUAGCCCAACAACAUAUCCCAAACAUUCAGCUUUCAGUCAUGUCGUAUUCCACAAAAAUUAUACACGCAGCAAAUCACUUAAAAAGACAGUCUUUAAUUUUGCAUUUGUCACAGCCCAACAAUAAAUGUGCACCUUAUCAGUGACCUCACCUAUGAAUAGCCCCCCCAUGACGUACGUAACCACACACACC